Molecule: messenger RNA, 2381 nt
Organism: Scleropages formosus (Asian bonytongue)
Lineage: Eukaryota; Metazoa; Chordata; Actinopteri; Osteoglossiformes; Osteoglossidae
Gene: col9a3
Product: collagen, type IX, alpha 3
Exons: 32
Coding region: 1-2133 (710 amino acids)
Source: RefSeq, a predicted model, not a curated record
AUGAGCCACGAGGACGGGCUGUUUCACCGACGUUGCUCCUCUUCGCUGCGCGAGAGCCAUGGCUACCUUCUCGCUUCUCGGCCUCUUAUUUCUCUGUCAUCUUUUAACAUCGUCCUCAGCGCAGCCCUGCGUACAGGUAUCAUGGUCAAUGGUAUAUUGUGCGAGGGGCUGCUGGGCUCGAACGCGCCAGUUGGAACGAGACCAAUCCCUAGAGGGCCUCCAGGGCCACCUGGACCACCAGGGACUCCUGGAAAAGACGGCAUUGACGGACCCAAAGGGAAAGCAGGAAUCCCUGGGGCUGAGGGCAGUAAAGGGCUGCCUGGACUUCCUGGAGUGGAUGGUUUAACUGGUCCAGAUGGCCCUCCGGGGAAAGAUGGACCACCAGGAGAAAGAGGUGAUCCUGGACCACCUGGCCCAGGCGGAUCUCCUGGCAGAGGGAGACCUGGAGCCCCGGGGCUUCCGGGACCCAAUGGCCUGCAAGGUGUAGCAGGACCUCAGGGACCAGUGGGCCCCGAAGGUCCUCAAGGACUUGCUGGACCACCUGGCCCUGAUGGACCCCCAGGUCUUUCAGGGGCUUUUCCUGACGGCACCGGCGAGGUUCUGUGCCCAGCAAUUUGCCCCCCAGGUCCAGCUGGUGUUCUUGGGAUGCCAGGAUUUAAGGGUCACACAGGUCAUAAGGGGGAAAAGGGUGAAACUGGAAAAGAUGGAGAGAAGGGAACCCCUGGGCCACCAGGCCCUCCUGGUUUGCCAGGCACUGUCGGCCUCCAGGGUCCUCGUGGUUUGAGAGGGCUUUCAGGUCCAAUGGGACCUGUGGGAGACAGAGGUUUACCUGGUUUCCGUGGAAAGCCUGGUAUUCCUGGUAUCAUUGGAAAAACAGGUGACAUUGGAGAGAAAGGCCCAGUGGGCUUUAAAGGACCAAAAGGAGACAUUGGCAAAAUCGGUCCAAAAGGAUUUCUCGGUGGUAUAGGACCUAAAGGGGAGCCAGGGAUCCCUGGCAGGGAUGGGAAAGACGGCAUAUCGGGCUUAGAUGGAGAAAAGGGUGAUGCUGGCCGACCUGGUGUUCCAGGAGAGAAAGGGCCUAAUGGCCUGCCUGGCUUGCAAGGAAAGGCUGGUUCCAAAGGCUCUAAAGGCGCAGUUGGUGAUCAAGGAGAGAUGGGAGAGGCCGGACCCUCUGGAGAGCCAGGUAUUCCUGGUGAUAUUGGCAUUCCAGGGGAGAGGGGAGAAGCCGGACCUAGAGGAGUGACAGGUGGCAUUGGACCCCAAGGAGAAAUUGGUCCUCAAGGUGUCAAAGGCUUCCAGGGACCAAAAGGGGCAAUUGGGGAACCUGGCCUUCCUGGUCCGACUGGAAUCCGUGGAGGGUUUGGUGAAAGGGGUCCAACUGGAGCGUCAGGUCCCAAAGGAGAUAUGGGUGUCGCAGGAAGUGAUGGACUGCCAGGAGAGAAUGGAGAUCCAGGCCCAUUCGGUCCAGUUGGAAAAAAAGGCGAGUCUGGGAAGAGGGGUGAGCUGGGGCCAAAGGGAGUUCUAGGACCCCAGGGAGAGAUGGGGCCCAGAGGGCUGCCAGGAAAGCCGGGACCCAUGGGCUUCCAGGGCGAACAAGGCCUGCCUGGCAUUGCAGGCAAGACUGGUGUUCCUGGAAAGCUGGCAAGUGAACAGCAUAUCCGAGAGCUAUGUGGAGGAAUGAUUGAUGACCAGAUUGCACAGCUGGCCGCCAACUUGAGGAGACCCCUGGCUCCAGGGCUGGUGGGUCGACCAGGGCCCUCCGGUCCCCCGGGGCCAUCUGGGGCACCCGGUGUAAUGGGACACCCAGGAAGCCGUGGGCCUCCAGGGUACAGAGGACUACCAGGAGACCUUGGUGACCCUGGUCCCAGAGGUGAUGUUGGUGAAAAAGGAGACAAAGGACCGGUUGGCAAGGCUAUUGAUGGACCCCCAGGAGACCAAGGACACCAGGGUCUUCCUGGUGUUCAUGGGAUUGUCAAAGAUGGUCGAGACGGAGCUCCUGGAGACCCGGGCGAGCCGGGUGAACAGGGCCGAAUGGGCAGGACCGGACACCAAGGUUCUCCUGGAAUCUGUGACACAUCAGCCUGCCAGGGAGCAGUGGCUGCUGGGAAAUCUCCCAGUCCAAAGAACAGUUAAAUGCCUUAGAAAGAGACCAGCCGUUUUUUUUGAAAAUAUCUGAAAAUCACACAGGAACAAUGAUAAUGGAGAAGCAAGAAAGAGACAGAAGAGAAAAACAGCAGCUGAGAAGGGAGAAAAUGAAGAAGAAUCAAAAUCUAUCACGAGAACAGGAAGCGCAGGAAGUGAAAAGUUUGUCAUUAAUGAACCCCAAUGAGAAAAUUCCACCUAGGUUCCACAUACCAUCUCAAAAAAGAAAGACAAAAUAA